This is a messenger RNA of Rotaria sp. Silwood2, 270 nucleotides long. The record is from the annotation of a GenBank genome assembly. NCBI's taxonomy places the organism in Eukaryota, Metazoa, Rotifera, Eurotatoria, Philodinida, Philodinidae.
AUGGCUGUACCAUUUCGUGCAAAAGAUGUUGCACCUGAAAGAACUGAAUCUGGUCAUCCAGAUGUUGCACUUGUUUUAACACAUCUCACUUAUUACUAUUCAGGUUUAAAUGAUCAACAAUUACUUCAAUGUUUCAAUCGUUUAGAUAGGAAAGAAGCUGAUGCAACAUUGAUUUAUGAUCAAUGGAUUUUAUAUGACAAUGAAGAUGAAAUUCCUCCAAGUAUUCAAAAAUGGAAGAGUAAGGUCGUUCCUAGACUUCAUAUUUAUUGA